ACCACCGAGAUCGAAAUAUGGACGCCAUGUUUCGUCGUUUUUCUCAAAGAAGUGAAUAGAAAGCCAUUUUCAAAAAUAAAAUGCGUUUGAUUGCUUGUGUUUUGGUUUCACCUGUGCUGCUUAACUUUUAAACUCCAAGGGCCAUGGUAGUAGAAGGCCUUUGUGGGCUUGCAUUGACUUCUGCUGUAUCGAUGAGUGCCAGGGAACUGAGUGAGAAUGACGAUCUUGCAACAAACCUUACACUUGACCCAUACUUGGGGUUUACCACCCAUAAGAUGAAUCCUAGGUUCCGACCUGUUGGACCGAAACCAGAGGUUUUAAGAGAUAUUUUGCAAAGAUUCAAGAAGAAUAACAAUUAUGUGGAGGCUUAUGAAAGGUACAUGUCCGGUGAAUGGGCAAAGGUGCACUUCCUGAAUAAAUCAAAGCAGCAGGUUCGAGCCACCAAGGAGCAUAUUUUUCGUUACUUGGCAAUGUUUGAUGAAGAGGCUGGAUUUGAGGUUGUACCCUGUUAUCGUUAUUCUCUUGAGGGCGCUGGUGGUAAAAUACUAGCAACAAGGGAAUGGUACAAGAAUGACAAGAUUGAAUUGCUGGUUGGCUGUAUUGCUGAGCUGACAGAUGAAGAGGAGAACACGUGGUUGAAGCAGGGUGUUAAUGAUUUCAGCGUUAUGUACUCCACUAGGAAGAACUGUGCCCAGCUAUGGCUGGGCUCUGCAGCAUUUAUCAAUCAUGAUUGCAGACCUAACUGCAAGUUUGUCUCAACUAGUCGCAAUACAGCUUGUGUCAAGGUAUUGCGUGAUAUUAAAAAGGGGGAGGAAAUCACUUGUUUCUAUGGUGAUGGAUUUUUCGGUGAAGACAACUGCUGUUGUGAGUGUGAAACUUGCGAAAGAAGACAGAAAGGUGCUUUCAAGCGAAAUGAAACACUGGAGAAGACACCAGAAGGGAAGAGUAAUUAUCGUUUUCGAGACACUGAUGGACGUAUCUUGCGAAUGAAGAAAGAACAAAAUCCGGUCAGUCCAAGACGGUCUUUAAAUGGCACCACUAAAAGACCUAUAAGCAAAUAUGACAAACUAAGGAAUAGAGGGGAUGUAGAGUUACCAAACAUGUCAGUAUCACCAACAUCAAAAGAUCUUGUUGACGUAGUCGCGGAACGAAAAGGAAUUGCGCGAUGUGAUGCUCAACUGUUAUUGGCUGAAGGCUACAAACUCCCAGAAGCCAAACUCGUAAUUACGCCAACAAAAAUUAUACCAUCUAACACCAACAGUCUUCUUGAAAGUGAACCAGACUGUUAUCAACCCAAGCAAAACACAAUAAUGGACUAUCGAUUACAAAAUGUUUUGGAACAGGAUAGUGGUUGGCAGUCGAGUGGAUCGGAUAGUGAGAUCAGUUUCAAAUUCACCUCAUCAAAACAUUUAAAGCAAAGAAAACUAAAGAAAGCAAAACAUUCGCGAUUACACAUUACCUACGAAUCUGAAAUUUCAGACUGUGAGACAAAACUGAAAAUCAAAGGGAUUUCUAAACUGAAAUUUUACAACCAGGCAAGUAAUUCUUGUGGAAGCUUGAAAAAGAAAAAUGAAGAAAAGUCAUUUGAGCGAAACUGUGAAACAGACGGUGAAUCAGAUGGAAAUGAUGAUGAUAUUUUAUGCGAUCAUGAGCAAAGUGUCAGAAAACGACAACCAGUGCAUUACAAUGCAGAAUUGAUAAACCAAACCAGUACUAGAAUUCCCAGAUUGAGGAUAACAAUGAGAAACACAGACUCAAAAUUACUAUCCAAAUCAAAAAAUGAUAAAUACUCAACGACAGAUGACAACAAACGGGUAACACGGGGAAAAAAGAUUCCAACCCCCGGUACCAGAAGUGUAAGAAAGUCUACCGAAGAAUCAAAUAACUUUUCAAAUGAAUUUCAUACAAAAACAUUGACACCUACUAACGGCAAGAGACGCUCAUCACUAAAUUUCUCACCAAGACCAUCCCAGGUACAGCACCGCACAGGACGUUCAAACUCUGAAGAUUACAGAUUGUCGGGGAAGACUUUUGAUAUGGGUUUAACAUAUUCGUCUGUUGUCGACACGCCACAUACGAUCAAAUGUUCAGUAGAAUCACCAAAACCAAAGAAACGUAAAGCAAUCCAUCCGCAGAUGUUUGAGUAAUCUUGUCUCAGUAACCAUAUUCCAUAAAUCGGCGAGAUAUUCUUAUACCACGUUUAGCGGUUUUUGUAAGAUCAUCAGAGGAGGGGGAGGGGAAAGAUUUGUUUUCUUAUUAUUUUAGCAAAAUUGUUUUGCCAAAACAUCUAGGAGAUUACAAUUUUAUUUACGGAUAAAAAAUUCGAGUACAGUAUGUGGGGUUAAAAAAAAAUAAAUCGUAAAAAAUAAAUUUUAACAAAUCGUAAAUAAUGCAAUAAUACGAUGUAACUAAUCGGAUUGAUAAAUCUGUUAAAUUUACAUAAUUUAGAAAGAAAUAAAAAUUUCUUAUUAUUGGGAGAUUUCAAUUUGGUGUCAGGCCUUCCAUUUGGGUCAGGCCUUGCAUUUUAUGUUUGCAGUGGAUGCACUUAGUGGCCAAAAAUGAAAUUUCAUUUUAUUCUUUGUCAUCAUUGGUGCCUGGCGGGUUUGGAAAACAAGGUAUAAAAAAUUCUCACCUUAACAGGAAGAAAUCUUUGAUAUUUUUGUCAUUGUAGAUUUAUCUAUUAUCAAAAUGGGUGUGAUUGAACUUCUCUUUGCUUUAGUGGAAAAUUGUUUACACAUUUAGAAAAUUUGCUUAUUGUUUCUUCCGGCCCUAAACAGUCUUACAGUUCUAAAAAUCUUAGUGAAAUAAAAUGAAUUAAAGUAAUUGUGUGCAAACAGCUUAUCUAGCAUAUUGUGAUAUUUUGUCAGAAUAAAAAUGUUGGGAGGGGGUAUUGCAUUAUCUUGCCAUUUGUUCUGUUUCCACUGUAGUUUAUUUUUUAGAGAAGUCAGUUCUUUAUUCGUAAGGAGCAAAACAAUUUUUAAACCACCUUUUUGGGAAAAUGAAAAAUACCGCAUUAAUAGCAUAUAUGCCAUGUUUAUAGCAUAUUUAUGCCAUGUUACCAUAUAUGUCAUAUUGAUAGCAUGUAUGCCAUAUUGAUUGCAUUAGCAUAAAUGUAAUAAUGGUAGCAUUAAGCCAUAUUCAUAGCAUUCCAUUAUGUCAUAAUAAUAGCAUAUUUACCAAUGAUAGCAUAUGCAUCAUAUUGAUAGCAUACUUUAAAACAUGCCAUUGAUAGCAUUAUGUCAUAUUAACUGCAUAUAUGUCAUACUAUUAUCAUAUGUAUAUAUGCCAUAUUAAUAACAUACUGGUAUAUGUCAUAUUAAGAGCAUAUUUGUCAGUGCAUCUUAUUGAUAGCAUAUAUGCCAUAUUGAUAGCAUGUCAUAUUGAUUAUAUAUGUCAAUAAGAGCACACACACACACACACACACAUAAGACGUCAUAUGGAUAGGAUACAUGCCAUAAAUCCCAUAUUAAAUAACUAUCAUUGAUUAUAACAUAUACCAUCUUGCAUAUAGACAUAAUGAUAACACAAAUGCCAUGUAUUGUGUAUGUUGUAGUAAAGGGAACAUACCAAAUUUAACCAUGUUAGAAAUUGGUCACAUGUUUCAUGAUUUAACAUUAUUGUUGCACACAUAGGUAUAGCUUCUUUUUAAUUUUUAAGUACUGUACUCUAUUUAAGGUAGUCCUAUACAUGAUAACACUGUUCUUGAUAGUUGGACCCACAUGCAAUAGAGUGCCAUAUGCUGCAAUUAAAUUGCCACUUACAAAACAUUUUCUUUUUGAAAUAAAAUAGUCAAAAUAAUGUUCUUGGAAUCUGGGAGCAUGUAUUGUGCUUGAAAUGAAGUUGCCAGAUUUGAAUUAAGUUUGAUGAUUAGUAAAUAGGUAAAAGUUGAAAUUGUUUAAUUUUAUUUUGGGCUGGGAAAAAAAAUUCUCUACUGUGUUCAACUUAGCUUCUCUGAAUCAAAAAUUUCCUGGUACUGUAUAUGUAUGAUACAUUUUUGUGUUAUUACAUUUCUUUGCUGCAUGGAUAGAAUUCUUGAAAUUUUUUCAGCCACAAGCAUAUAGUUCCACUACCAGAGGCUGGCUUGCUUUCCCUGGAAGUCUCUAUACCCGAUUUGAAGUCUCCUUAGAGUAAGGUAGGCCUACACUAAAUUCAAAAUAUUAAAAUUUUAUUUUAAACCACCAUAGCAGAAUGGUGUUCAUUUUUAUGAUUUUUCUAAAUAGUGGUAAAAACCUAAUUAUUAAAAAUAAUGUAAAUAAAUGUACAUAUAUUUAUGAUGCUUGUAGGCUAAUGAAGGAAUCUAUUCCAUGUACAAAUAUUGAUUUUGAGUUAAUAGUUUGCCAGUUGUAUUUCCAGAGAGUCUGUAGAACCAUCAGAUGUCAACUUGGGAUAUGCAAAAACAUUCCAGGAACAUUGUCUAUUUAGUGGAAUAAAUUAAACUUGGAAUAUUUUUAA
Molecule: messenger RNA, 4452 nt
Organism: Anneissia japonica
Lineage: Eukaryota; Metazoa; Echinodermata; Crinoidea; Comatulida; Comatulidae
Product: histone-lysine N-methyltransferase set9-like
Exons: 9
Coding region: 144-2147 (667 amino acids)
Cellular component (GO): nucleus
Molecular function (GO): histone H4K20 methyltransferase activity; protein binding
Source: RefSeq, a predicted model, not a curated record